GUCGCCAUGCGCCUCCGCCGCCUAGCGCUGUUCCCGGGCCUGGCGCUGCUCCUCGCCGCGGCCCGCCUCGCUGCUGCCUCCGAUGUGCUGGAACUCACGGACGACAACUUCGAGAGUCGCAUCACCGACACCGGCUCUUCUGGCCUCAUGCUCGUCGAGUUCUUCGCCCCCUGGUGUGGACACUGCAAAAAGCUUGCCCCAGAGUAUGAAGCUGCAGCUACCAGAUUAAAAGGAAUAGUCCCAUUAGCAAAGGUGGAUUGUACUGCCAACACGAACACCUGUAAUAAGUAUGGAGUGAGUGGGUAUCCAACCCUGAAGAUAUUUAGAGAUGGUGAAGAAUCAGGUGCCUAUGAUGGGCCUAGGACUGCCGAUGGAAUUGUCAGCCACCUGAAGAAACAGGCUGGACCAGCUUCAGUUCCUCUCAAGUCUGAGGAAGAAUUUGAAAAGUUCAUUAAUGAUAAAGAUGCUUCUGUGGUGGGUUUUUUCAAGGAUUUAUUCAGUGAAGCUCACUCUGAGUUUCUAAAAGCAGCCAGCAACUUGAGGGAUAACUACCGGUUUGCACACACCAAUAUUGAAUCUCUGGUGAACAAAUACGAUGAUGAUGGAGAGGGUAUCACCUUGUUUCGUCCUUCCCAUCUGACGAACAAGUUUGAAGACAGGACUGUGUCAUAUACAGAACAGAAAAUGACCAGUGGGAAGAUUAAAAGAUUUAUUCAGGAAAACAUUUUUGGUAUCUGCCCUCACAUGACAGAAGACAAUAAAGAUUUACUACAGGGCAAGGAUUUACUUAUCGCUUACUAUGAUGUGGACUACGAAAAGAACGCUAAAGGUUCCAACUACUGGAGAAACAGAGUGAUGAUGGUGGCAAAGAAAUUCCUGGAUGCUGGAAAGAAACUCCAUUUUGCUGUAGCUAGCCGCAAAACCUUUAGCCAUGAACUUUCAGAUUUUGGCUUGGAAAGCACUACUGGAGAGAUUCCUGUUGUUGCUGUCAGAACCGCAAAAGGAGAGAAGUUUGUCAUGCAGGAGGAGUUCUCGCGUGAUGGCAAGGCUCUCGAGAGAUUCCUGGAGGAUUACUUUGAUGGCAACCUGAAGAGAUACCUGAAGUCUGAGCCUAUCCCAGAGAGCAAUGAUGGGCCUGUAAAGGUAGUGGUAGCAGAGAAUUUUGAUGAAAUAGUGAAUAAUGAAGAUAAAGAUGUGCUGAUUGAGUUUUAUGCUCCUUGGUGUGGUCACUGUAAGAAUCUGGAGCCUAAGUAUAAAGAACUGGGAGAGAAGCUCAGAAAAGAUCCAAAUAUUGUCAUAGCCAAGAUGGAUGCUACAGCCAACGAUGUGCCUUCUCCAUAUGAAGUCAGAGGUUUUCCUACCAUCUACUUCUCUCCAGCCAACAAGAAGCAGAAUCCAAAGAAAUAUGAAGGUGGCCGUGAAUUAAGUGAUUUUAUUAGCUAUCUAAAGCGAGAGGCUACAAACCCCCCUGUAAUUCAAGAAGAAAAACCCAAGAAGAAGAAGAAGGCACAGGAGGAUCUCUAAAGCAGCAGCCAAACAUCAUACCACUCUGUCAAAGGACUUUUCCACCAGAGAUGGGAAAACCAAUGGG
This is a messenger RNA of Capra hircus (goat), 1591 nucleotides long. It is a transcript of the gene PDIA3, whose product is annotated as protein disulfide isomerase family A member 3. Gene Ontology annotation, cellular component: cell surface; endoplasmic reticulum. The record is from RefSeq and is marked provisional. NCBI's taxonomy places the organism in Eukaryota, Metazoa, Chordata, Mammalia, Artiodactyla, Bovidae. Gene Ontology annotation, biological process: protein folding; response to endoplasmic reticulum stress. Gene Ontology annotation, molecular function: protein disulfide isomerase activity.